GCCAGCGCCAGGGCUGGACCCCUCCUGCUCCCUUCGGCUCUGCUCCGCUGCCUCCCGGAGCCCAACUUAGGGUGGCCCCCUCAUUGCGAGCCUUAGAGUCGCCUUGGGGUCCAGUCCCCACCCAGGUCGGGCGAAGACACUAAGGAGGGUGACUCGGGGAAGGGGCAGACGCGACAGCCCCGCCGAAGAUGCAGGAUGGCAACAGAACCGUCGCCGUCCAGCCUUGCCUACCGCACCACGGGCUCCACCUUGUUGCAUCCGGUCAGCGACCUCCUGGGCAUCCCGUUGGACCAGGUAAAUUUUGUGGCGUGCCAGCUCUUUGCUUUACUUGCUGCUUUUUGGUUCCGCAUCUACCUGAGUCCUGAGAAGACAAGCUCUGCUAUCCGUCAUGCCUUUGCUGCCAUUUUUGGAAUCUAUUUUGUUAUCUUUUGCUUUGGAUGGUAUUCUAUACACCUUUUUGUAUUGGUGUUAAUAUGUUAUGGAAUCCUGAUUACUUCAAGUACACACAACGUUCACAGGUACUCCUUUGUGGUUGCAAUGGGUUAUCUCACAGUAUGCCAUAUAAGCCGGAUAUACAUAUUCCACUAUGGGAUUCUUACUACAGAUUUUUCAGGGCCACUGAUGAUUGUGACCCAGAAGAUCACAACCCUGGCGUUUCAAAUUCAUGAUGGAUUGGGCCGAAAAACUGAGGACCUCACUCCUGAGCAACUUCGACUUGCUAUAAAAGUCAGACCCUCUUUCUUGGAAUACAUAAGCUACCUUCUCAAUUUCCUGAGUGUCAUAGCUGGGCCCUGUAGUAGUUACAAGGACUAUGUAGCUUUUAUUGAGGGGAGGCACAUACACAUGAAGUUGCUGGAAAUGAACUGGAAGCAAAAAGGUUACAGCAGUCUUCCUAAUCCUUCUCCAACUGGAGCAGUGAUGCACAAACUGUGUAUCACUCUGGUGUCUCUCUUCUUUUUUUUGACGCUUACAAAGGCCUAUCCUGUCACUUGCCUAGUUGAUGACUGGUUUGUCAAUCAAGCAUCUUUUUUGUCCAGACUGUGCUACUUAUACAUUGUUAUGCAAGCAUCAAAGCCAAAGUAUUACUUUGCAUGGACAUUAGCUGAUGCAGUCAAUAAUGCAGCUGGCUAUGGGUUCAGUGGAGUUGAUAAGAAUGGGAAUUUCUGUUGGAAUCUGCUUUCUAACCUAAACAUCUGGAAGAUUGAGACUGCAACAAGUUUUAAGAUGUACAUAGAAAACUGGAAUAUUCAAACAGCUACUUGGCUAAAAUGUGUUUGCUAUGAGCGGGCUCCCUGCUUCCCUACAGCCUUAACGUUUAUCCUGUCUGCAUUGUGGCAUGGUGUCUAUCCUGGAUAUUAUUUUACAUUCCUAACUGGAAUCCUGGUUACAUUAGCGGCCAGAGCAAUGAGGACCACCUGUAGACAUUUCUUCCUCUCUUCGGAAACUCUCAAGACAGCUUAUGAUGUCAUCACGUGGGCUUCCACUCAGCUGGCUGUCUCUUACACAGUGGCCCCUUUUGUCAUGCUGGCAGUGGAACCAGCCCUCACUUUGUACAAAUCCUUGUAUUUUCAUUUACACAUCAUAAGCCUCCUGAUAAUUCUAAUUCUGCCCAUCAAACCACAAACCAAAAGGCAAUCUCAGACUCUGAAUUCUUUUCAUAACAAGGAAAAAACCUGAUACAUCACAAGAAAACUUGGACAAGUGAAAUGCCUGUGCCAGAAUGGAAACAGGGGUGUGUAUUUUAUAAUGUUGAAACAUUAAAAAAGACCUCGGGCUUAAAUGAUUUUCAGUGACCCAAUCAGAAGGCUGAGACAAGAUUUAUAGCCUUCUGAUUUUAAAAGCAGGGAAUAUUUUUAUAAAGUCUUUUUCAUGUAUUUAAAUCAGUCAUAUGUAUAGUUUGUUUUGAUAUUUUAUAGGAUAUUUGAGUGUGAAGUGAGUGUGUGUGUGCGUGUGUGUGUUAGAGGAAGUACAAGAGUUCGAGAGGCAGCCCAUUUUGGGUGUUUAUUCUUUGGCUGUUUAGGGCAUUGCUUCAUAUCCUGGCUCAGCCAUGGUGUUCGACCACAAGAAUCUGGAUGUUGAGAACACUGGUGUGGGCUCCAGCAGGAAGAGGGAGAUUGCAGAGAAGGCUAUCCCAGCUUGUCAUGGCAUUCUUAUGCCAGAAAACACUCAGGACUGGGAUAUUCCUUUGGAGAUUCUGACUCUCUUGCAGUGACACCUGCUGGUUUUAGAGUACAUUUUUAUUAUUUCAUUGAAGAUUGGAGACAGAGGACCUGGGGGAACAGAAAUGCACAGGAUUUGGCCAGAAUCCUCUGCCCAGCCAAGAGUUCCCACAGAAAAUAAUUAUAGAUUAGAGAUUCAGGACUGCACUUUGAGUAGGCUGCAAUUUUUUCCAAGGGUGUAAUGAUUUCAUAUUAUGAACUGAACCCACAUGUGAAUUGAAGCUCCCUUACAGUAGGAACAUUGGUCAUUUAAAUUGAGAGGACUGUUUCUGAGGGAUGGUCCAGUGAAGGCCAAAUGUUCAAUCUAACAAAUGCAGCCAUGGCUUUUUGAAGGAAAAUACCAAAAAUAACCCAUAUAAUUUAAAGCUUUUCUUAACCUGUUAACUUUUCCCCCAAGAGGUUAGUAAGAACACCAAGUUGUUAUAAAUUUAAUUUUUUUACCCAUAAUUUGUCUGAAUUGUACAUGAACAAGGCUAUAUUCUGUGUUGAUUUUCAAUUUCCAAAGUGUCGGAGCUGAAUAAAUUCAACUUUAUUUUUAGCUGAAUCAUCAGGAUGGAAAGCAAAGGUUGAACAAACAAUUUUCUUUUCAUCUUCUUGAUAGAAAUCUUUUAGAGAAUGUGUUUUAUUUCCCUUUGGAAACCUCUAUUGGGUAAUAUUGUUUUGGGGAGAAGAAAAUGGCCUAUUAUGGUUUAUUGAAAAUAAUAAUGAUGAGAAUAAUAAUAAACUACCUUACAACAACA
Antechinus flavipes (yellow-footed antechinus) is the source of this 2959-nucleotide messenger RNA. RefSeq names its product membrane bound O-acyltransferase domain containing 1 (gene MBOAT1). The record is from RefSeq and is a predicted model, not a curated record. Gene Ontology annotation, molecular function: acyltransferase activity. The transcript has 13 exons. NCBI's taxonomy places the organism in Eukaryota, Metazoa, Chordata, Mammalia, Dasyuromorphia, Dasyuridae. Gene Ontology annotation, biological process: lipid modification. Bases 196 to 1677 code for a protein of 493 amino acids. Gene Ontology annotation, cellular component: membrane.